UGUAAACGGCGGAGGCAUUUUCCCUGCAUUGUCCAGAAGGAACUUUCUCCUGCGUCAGUCCGGGUUAAUCAUGAGAGAGCUUGUCCACAUUCCACUGGUACAUAUCCUAACCCUGGUUGCCUUCAGCGGGACUCAGAAACUUCCAAAAGCUCCUGUCAUCACCACUCCUCUUGAAACAGUGGAUGCCUUAGUCGAAGAAGUGGCUACUUUUAUGUGUGCUGUGGAAUCCUAUCCCCAGCCUGAGAUUUCCUGGACGAGAAAUAAAAUUCUUAUCAAGCUCUUUGACACCCGGUACAGCAUUCGGGAGAACGGGCAGCUCCUCAGCAUCCUGAGCGUGGAGGACAGUGACGAUGGCGUUUACUGCUGCAUAGCCAACAACGGCGUGGGAGGUGCUGCUGAGAGCUGUGGAGCCCUGCAAGUGAAGAUGAAACCUAAAAUAACUCGUCCUCCCAUAAAUGUAAAAAUAACCGAGGGAUUAAAAGCAGUUCUACCAUGUACUACAAUGGGCAAUCCCAAGCCGGCGGUGUCUUGGAUCAAAGGGGACAGCCCCCUUAGGGAAAAUUCCCGCAUUGCAGUUCUUGAAUCUGGGAGCUUGAGGAUUCAUAAUGUGCAAAAGGAAGAUGCAGGACAGUACCGAUGUGUGGCAAAAAACAGCCUCGGGACAGCGUAUUCCAAACUGGUGAAGCUGGAAGUUGAGGAAGAAAGUGAACCUGAGCAAGAUGCUAAAGUCUUUGCCAGAAUCCUGAGGGCUCCUGAAUCCCACAAUGUCACCUUUGGCUCCUUUGUGACCCUGCGCUGUACAGCAACAGGCAUCCCUGUCCCCACCAUCACCUGGAUUGAAAACGGAAAUGCUGUUUCUUCUGGGUCCAUUCAAGAGAGUGUGAAAGACCGAGUGAUUGACUCAAGACUGCAGCUGUUUGUUACCAAGCCAGGACUCUACACAUGCAUAGCUACUAAUAAACAUGGAGAGAAAUUCAGUACUGCAAAGGCUGCCGCCACCAUCAGCGUAUCAGAAUGGAGUAAACCACAGAAAGAUAACAAAGGCUACUGUGCCCAGUACAGAGGGGAGGUGUGUCAUGCAGUCCUGGCGAGAGAUGCUCUUGUUUUUUUCAACACCUCCUAUGUGGACCCUGAGGAGGCCCAAGAGCUACUGGUCCACACUGCUUGGAGUGAGCUGAGAGCGGUGAGCCCGCUCUGCCGGCCGGCGGCUGAGGCUCUGCUGUGCAGACACAUCUUCCAGGAGUGCAACCCUGGGGCAGCACCUGCUCCUACCCCACUGUGCAGAGAGUACUGCCUGGCAGUAAAGGAGCUCUUUUGUGCAAAAGAAUGGCGGGCUGUGAAAGAAAAGACCCAUCGAGGACUCUACAGACCUGGGAUGCACCUCCUGUCCCUGCCAGAAUGCAGCAAGCUUCCCAGCAUGCACUGGGACCCCCUGGCCUGUAGCAGACUGCCAUAUUUAGAUUACAAAAAAGAAAACCUAACAACAUUCCCACCAAUGACGUCCUCGAAGCCAAGUGUGGACAUUCCAAAUUUGCCUUCGUCCUCCUCAUCUUCCUUCUCUGUCUCACCCACAUACUCCAUGACUGUCAUAAUCUCCAUCAUGUCCAGCUUUGCAAUAUUUGUGCUUCUUACCAUAACUACACUUUAUUGCUGCCGAAGAAGAAAACAGUGGAAAAAUAAGAAAAGAGAAUCAGCAGCAGUGACCCUCACAACUCUGCCUUCUGAGCUCUUGCUAGACAGACUUCAUCCCAACCCCAUGUACCAGAGGAUGCCACUCCUUCUGAAUCCUAAGCUGCUCAGCCUAGAGUAUCCAAGGAAUAAUAUUGAAUAUGUGAGAGAUAUUGGAGAGGGAGCAUUUGGAAGGGUCUUUCAAGCAAGGGCUCCAGGCUUACUUCCCUACGAACCUUUCACUAUGGUGGCAGUAAAGAUGCUGAAAGAAGAAGCUUCGGCAGAUAUGCAAGCAGACUUCCAGAGGGAGGCAGCCCUUAUGGCAGAAUUUGACAACCCCAACAUUGUGAAACUCUUAGGCGUGUGUGCCGUGGGGAAGCCCAUGUGCCUGCUCUUCGAGUACAUGGCCUACGGGGACCUGAACGAGUUCCUGCGCAGCAUGUCGCCGCACACGGCGCGCACCGUCAAUCCCGGUGACGUGUCACCCGGGCCCCCGGCCCUGUCCUGCGCCGAGCAGCUGCGCAUCGCCCGGCAGGUGGCGGCAGGCAUGGCCUACCUCUCCGAGCGCAAGUUCGUGCACCGGGAUUUAGCCACCAGGAACUGCCUGGUGGGGGAGAACAUGGUGGUAAAAAUCGCUGACUUCGGCCUCUCCAGGAACAUGUACUCGGCGGAUUACUACAAAGCCAACGAAAACGACGCCAUCCCCAUCCGCUGGAUGCCGCCCGAGUCCAUUUUCUACAACCGCUACACCACCGAGUCGGACGUGUGGGCCUACGGCGUGGUGCUCUGGGAGAUCUUCUCCUACGGCCUGCAGCCCUACUACGGCAUGGCCCACGAGGAGGUCAUCUACUACGUGCGGGACGGCCACAUCCUCUCCUGCCCGGACGACUGCCCGCUGGAGCUGUACAAUCUCAUGCGGCUGUGCUGGAGCAGGCUCCCUGCAGACAGGCCCAGCUUCACCAGCAUACACCGAAUCCUGGAACGCAUGUGUGAGAGGGCAGGGGGGCCGUGAGCGUCCGAAGGUGAAGAUGUGCAAACGCAACGCUGCCAGAGGAACCCGGAAGACCUGGAUAGGAAAGAAAAAGAGCAGCGGGGAAAAUAGCCUGUUGCUUGUUUCCCAGGAAGAGCAAAGACAUUGCACAGCCCACGUGGUGGGCAGACCCGUGAAAGUUGCUGAUUGGAAAAUGGGAAAUAGAUAACUCUCCUCACGGGGAAAGUUGGCAACACACGUAGUGCAGGAAAGAACGCCAUCCUGGUCAGCUCCCUCACUAGCUGGCCCCAGAGCAAGGGUCUGCGGAACUAAAAUUCAAUGGGAAAUGGGAAUCAGAGCCUCCUUUUUUAAUAGAAUUAAUUCCCUGUGCAUAUCUUCAUGUAAGACAUUUAGGUAAAGUACAGAAAACUAAAAAGAAGGAGAAAAACAAUCAUUCUCUCCCUACCCAAAGGUGGGUGUUAGUUUUUCAUUAAAUUUCUUUCUUGCAUUGAAUGCAUAGUUUUAUAUUUGUUUGUAUUCUACAGAGUUGUGGUUAUACUUUACUGAUAGAGAAUUUCCGAUGAAUAAAGUGACA
This is a messenger RNA of Nycticebus coucang (slow loris), 3233 nucleotides long. RefSeq names its product muscle associated receptor tyrosine kinase (gene MUSK). The transcript has 16 exons. Gene Ontology annotation, biological process: cell surface receptor protein tyrosine kinase signaling pathway; multicellular organism development; protein phosphorylation. Bases 71 to 2680 code for a protein of 869 amino acids. Gene Ontology annotation, molecular function: transmembrane receptor protein tyrosine kinase activity; ATP binding; protein binding. Lineage: Eukaryota; Metazoa; Chordata; Mammalia; Primates; Lorisidae. The record is from RefSeq and is a predicted model, not a curated record. Gene Ontology annotation, cellular component: signaling receptor complex.